AUGCUUCAGGAUGCGAGCAAGACCAAGCAGUUAACCGCGGAUAAUAACAAGACCUUCUACUUCGAUGUAGGAAAGAACGAUCGCGGAACAUUCGUUCGCGUGACUGAGGUGAAGCAGCCAACCGGCUAUCGUACAUCGAUAACAAUCCCUCAGUCUGCAUUGGACAAGUUCCGUCAUCUACUCGAUGAUGUGAUCGAGGAUUUGGCAGCGCCAGCGGCAAAGGCGCAGGUGGGAGAGGGCGAUGCCUAA
Cylicostephanus goldi is the source of this 249-nucleotide messenger RNA. Lineage: Eukaryota; Metazoa; Nematoda; Chromadorea; Rhabditida; Strongylidae. The record is from the annotation of a GenBank genome assembly.